Molecule: messenger RNA, 1854 nt
Organism: Pisolithus orientalis
Lineage: Eukaryota; Fungi; Basidiomycota; Agaricomycetes; Boletales; Pisolithaceae
Exons: 12
Coding region: 1-1854 (617 amino acids)
Source: RefSeq, a predicted model, not a curated record
AUGGGAGCUCGCUUUAUAGCUGAGAAUCCUGUAUCAGACAGAUGGUCUAAACAUAUCAACAACCACCUGGAGUUUGAGACUGCUCAACUCCUCUUUUCUCAAGCACAAUUGUCAGCAGGUAAAAUUGACCAGUUACUUCACUUAUGGGGAUUGUCUCUUGCACCUCAUCAAGAUACCCCACCAUUUGCUGACCACACUGAUCUCUAUGAAACCAUUGAUGUGACCCCAACAGGUGAUGCACCUUGGGAGAGCUUCAGGCUCAAGUACAGUGGCAACAAACCAUCAGAAGGUGUUCCUUCCUGGAUGAAUAAGUCAUAUGAUGUCUGGUUCCAGGACCCCCAAGUUGUCAUCAAGAAUAUUCUUUCCAAUACUGACUUUAAUGCAGAAAUUGACUAUGCUCUGUAUCAUGAAUUUUCAGCAGACAGUCACUCACAAAGGUAUAAGGAUUUCAUGUCCAGCAAGUGGGCUUGGGAACACACAGAUGAAAUUGCAAAAGAGCCUCAAGCAGAUGGUGCAACAUUCAUCCUGAUUAUCCUGGGCAGUGACAAAACAACCAUAUCAGUUGCUAUGGGCCAGAAUGACUACUGGCCCAUCUACCUUUCCAUUGGCAAUGUUCAUAACCAUGUUCAGCAUGUGCAUCACAAUUCCAUCAUCCUAGUAGCUCUCUUACCUAUUCCAAAAGCCAGCAAAAAACACUCAGAUGAUACUGGUAUGAUGACCCCAGAGGUUCUCCACUGCCCAGAUGGCCAUGUUCAUCGCAUCAUUUAUGGCCUUGGGCCUUAUAUUGCUGACUAUCCAGAACAGGUUUUACUUGCUUGCAUUGUGCAGAAUUGGUGUGGCCAAUGUAUGGCAACCCCAGAUAACUUGGAUGGAGGUGGUGUGCCUUGUUCCUGCUCACUUGCUGACAUGCUGAAGCAUGUGUUCUCACUUGUUGAAUUGUGGGAUGAAUGGGGGAUGGAUGUAGAGAUUGAGCUGUUUACUGAUGAGUUCCCUCAAGCCAGCAUCUACUUGUUAUUAGCACCUGACAUCCUACAUCAACUGAUCAAAGGGAUGUUUAAGGAUCAUUUGGUUGAGUGGGGAUGGGGAUUUUCACAAUGGACAGGCAAUGACUCAAAAGCACUAAUGAAGGUUUACCUCCCUGCCAUUGAAGGCUAUGUCCUGGACAAAAUUGUUCAUACCUUUUGGGCAUUUUUGGAAUUCUGCUACCUUGUUUGGAGGGAUGCAAUCACUGAUGAAACAUUGUAUAAGGCACUUGGUCAAAUGCUGCUAACAAAUCAGCAUUUAGACAAACUCACAGCAGCAGCUGUUGACUUUGAAAAGCACAGAAUGCUGAAGGGUUCAAUUGCAUUAAGCCACUCCCACUAUCUAUCUGGAAACUGUGCCACCAAAGUCCUCUUGCUUGCAGACAAGCUUGGAGUUCCAGCAUUUCCCAACCUCCUUCAGGAGUUUUUGUCUCACCAACUCAACACAUUGGACACUGAGCUUCAGUGCUUGGCAACUCCCACAGGUUGUAUCAAGGUUUUCCACUCUGCCAGUGUGAUGAUUGGGAGCACAUUCCAUGAACAGAUUCAAGCAACACCAUCCUGGUAUGGUGGUCCUGAACAUUAUGACACUGUGUUUGUGAACACAGAUGACACACAUGAUGGGAUGGAGGGCACAAAUGUAGCCCAGGUUCUUUGCUUUUUUUUGUUACCAUGCACCAAUGGCUUAUCAUACCCAUGUGCUCUCAUUCAUUGGUUUGAUUACAUAGCAGACAUACCUGAUGAACUGACUGGGAUGUGGAUGAUAAAACCAUCCUUCCUGGACAACAGAACUCACCACCUUGCUGUUGUUCACAUCAACACCAUCAUAUGA